AUGUUGUUUUUAUAAUCGGAAGUACAGGGGCUGGCAAAACAACAUUAGCUGCUUUUUUAUCAGACAUAGAUCUAAUUGUAAAAAAAAACGAGCUUAAUUAAAAAAUCAUUAACUAUAAAUAAAAACAUUUAUAAUUAAAAAAUAAAAUUGGUGAAAAUGCUCUCUAAUCAGAAACAACUUUUCCUAAUGUCUUUGAGAGCUCUUCUUGUGUUUAUAUUGAUUGCCCAGGAUUUUAAGACACUAAAUUAACUAAAGCUGAUAUUAUAAACUCGUUUUUUAUUCAUUAUUUUUAAUAGAAUGCUUUGUAGGUAAAAAUAAUUUUAUUAAUAGAUGGUUCAUUACUAGAUUGCAAAGGAUUGA
This is a messenger RNA of Tetrahymena thermophila SB210, 360 nucleotides long. RefSeq lists its product as hypothetical. NCBI's taxonomy places the organism in Eukaryota, Ciliophora, Oligohymenophorea, Hymenostomatida, Tetrahymenidae. The transcript has a single exon. The record is from RefSeq and is a predicted model, not a curated record.